GGGUUCCCAGCACUAAUGAUGUACCUUUCAGAUGAAGGCAUUGAAGCUUGCACGAGUUCUCCUGACAAAGUCAAUAUCAAUGACAUCAUCCCGAUUGCUCUCAAUACAGACUUGAGAACAAUUGGCAAGAAAUUCCUCCCCAGUGACAUCAAUGGUGGAAAGGUAGAAAAGAACCUGGAUGCUCCUCCGGUGUUUGGGGGGCAAUUUCGCGUCUUCAGAGUCUUGGUGGUGGAGGAGAAAAUUUCAGAUACUUUCCCCCCAGCCUCCUUUGCAGCUGUGUUGUGCGUCUGUGCCUCAGUUCUGCUGUCAGGUGUAGCUGCUCUGGACUUGGGCCAGUCAUACAAAACAGCAGGAACUGUGGUGAAUCCUCUCAUUAACAGGCGAAGCUGCAGAAGAAUUGAGUUUCCAGGGAAGUCCCCAAGGCCCGUGAGAUCAAUGUUUUAUUUUAAAGAUAAUUUCCAGAGCUUAUCAAAACACAAUAGAAGCAAUAUUGGAACUGAAGGUGGACCACCUCCUUUUGUGCCUUUUGGACAGAAAUGUGUAUCUCAUGUCCAAGUGGAUAGCAGAGAACUGGAUCGAAGAAAGACAUUGCAAGUUGCCACGCCUGUCAAACCUACCAAUGAUAAUGAUGAAUUUGAAAAGCAAAGGACUGCUGCCAUUGCAGAAGUUGCAAAAAGCAAAGAAACCAAGACAUUUGGAGGAGGUGGGGGUGGUGCUAGAAGUAAUCUCAACAUGAACACUGCUGGUAACCGAAAUAAGGAAAUUUUACAGAAAGAAAAGUCAACCAAACCAGAGGGGAAACAUGAAGGUGUCUACAGAGAACUGGUUGAUGAGAAAGCUCUGAAGCACAUAACAGAAAUGGGCUUCAGUAAGGAAGCUUCCAGGCAGGCUCUUAUGGAUAAUGGCAACAACUUAGAAGCGGCAUUAAAUGUGCUUCUUAACAGCAGUAAACAGAAACCUGUUCCCGGUCCACCUCUGAGAGGUAAAGGAAAAGGCAGGGGGCGGAUAAGAUCGGAAGACGAAGAGGAGCUGGGAAACGCAAGGCCCUCAGCGCCGAGCACAUUAUUUGAUUUCCUGGAGUCUAAAAUGGGGACUCUGAGUGUGGAAGAACCUAAAUCGCAGCCUCAGCAGCUUCAUCAGGGACAACCCAGACUGUCGAAUACUGAGCAAAAUGGAAUCAAAGAUAAUAAUCAGCCCAGAUACCUUCCUCGCAAUGACACCAGACAGCCAAGAAAUGAAAAACCUCCUCGUUUUCAAAGAGACGCCCAAAAUUUAAAGUCCGUUUUCGAAGGCAGUGGAUUACCUAGAAAUAGAGGUUCUGAAAGACCGACCACGUCUUCAGGACCUGACAUAUGGGCUGAAGAGAGAAUCAGGUGCGACAGACGGUAUUUCAGAUACGAUAGAACUAAGGACACCUCAUAUCCUUUAAGCUCUCAGCAUAAUGAUGGUGCUUUUAAAAAAAGGGACAACUCUAUGCAAAGCAGAUCAGGAAGAGGCCCCUCCUAUGAAGAGGCAAAAGAAAACCCACUUCCUCAAGAAUCCAUAGAUUAUAGUACUCAAAAACGUGGGAGAAGAGAAAACCAAACAGCAAAUCCCGAUCACUUUUAUGACAGGAAACCACGACCAUUGAGUAAUGAAGCUUUCGGUGGUGUAAGAAUUGAGAAACAUUUUAAUGUAAAUACUGAUUACAAGAAUCCUGUCCGAACAAAUAGUUUCAUCGGUAUUCCAAAUGGAGAGGCAGAGAUGCCACCGAGGGGAAGGCGGGUAGGACCUAUUAAGCCAGCAGGACCCGUCACAGCCACACCCUACGAUGAGAAAAUGCUUUACAGUGCUGGGCCCAAACGAAGAUCGGGGCCAAUUAAACCAGAAAAAGUGCUCGAAUCAUCUCUUCCUAUGGAGUACGCAAAAGUGUGGAAACCUGGCGACGAAUGUUUUGCACUGUAUUGGGAAGAUAAUAAGUUUUACCGAGCGGAAGUUGAAGCUCUCCAUUCUUCAGGUAUGACAGCAGUUGUUAAAUUCAUUGAUUAUGGAAACUAUGAAGAGGUGCUACUAAGCAACAUCAGGCCCAUUCAGACAGAGGCAUGGGAGGAAGAAGGCACCUAUGAGCAAACUCUCGAGUUCCGCAGAGGAGGUGACGGUCAGCCCAGACGAUCUACGCGGCCAACCCAGCAGUUCUACCAACCGCCCCGGGCUCGGAACUAAUGCGAGAAGAGUCUUUGGGAAGAAAGGAGCCAUUGACUGAAACAUCCUGGUCAAAACCUGUCGAUAGACCUGCUUUUCCUUCAGCAUAAGAUGCAGCCAUGGUGGAUAUUAUUAUUUGGAGAACAAAAAAACAGAUUUUAGGGGGGAAUUCAGUUCACGCAAAGAAUGGGAAAAAUAAUGAAUUAAAUAAAGCAAGUACCUUUUACAAGUGAAAGAAUUUUUUCUUCUGCCAUCAAUAAAACCAAUGCGCUAUUAUA
Hipposideros armiger (great roundleaf bat) is the source of this 2459-nucleotide messenger RNA. RefSeq names its product tudor domain containing 3 (gene TDRD3). Lineage: Eukaryota; Metazoa; Chordata; Mammalia; Chiroptera; Hipposideridae. Gene Ontology annotation, cellular component: nucleus. The coding region runs from base 16 to 2202 and encodes 728 amino acids. Gene Ontology annotation, molecular function: protein binding. The record is from RefSeq and is a predicted model, not a curated record. The transcript is spliced from 14 exons.